UUAUGUAGAGCAUAGGCAGUUGAACAAAGAUAGAGAACGCAGGUAUAACUUUGCACAUUUGAGAAUCCGGUUGACAAGGUAUGUGGCAGAACUUGGCAAGUUGAACAGACCUGAAUCACUGGACAAAGAUAUGGGAUUUGGUGAAUCAAAACCAGCAGCCCCAGCCCCAGCCCCAGCCCCAGCCCCAGCCCCAGCCCCAGCCCCAGCUCCACCUAAAGUUUUUGACGAACCAUGGAGGAACACACCCUGGGAUGGAAGAGAUAAGUUGUUGGAGGACCUGAGGGCAUAUGUUCCAUGUAACCCUGACAUAGAACAUGUUAGGAUUCUGCUAGAUGGACCGAUCGGAGCGGGCAAAUCCAGCUUCAUCAACUCCAUCAACAAUGUCUUUCAGAAUAAAAUUACAAUGAAAGCCCAGGUUGAUUCUGCAAUGGCUGAUAAAAGCUUCACCACAAUAUACAAAACACACAAAAUUGAGAAUCGAAAAACUGGAAUCUAUUACCCGUUUGUCUUCAAUGAUGUCAUGGGUUUUGAGAAACAGAGUGGCAAAGGAGUGAAUGAAGAUGACCUCAUCAAAGCACUGACAGGACAUGUAAAAGAGGGUCACAAGUUCAAUCCGAUUCAUCCACUGACCGAAGGCGAUUUGGGCUACAAUAAAUCUCCCAGUCCAAGUGACAGAGCCCACUGCCUGGUCAGUCUGAUUCCAGCAGAUAAGAUUGCGCUCAUGGAUGAUGAUGUCAUCAAGAAGAUGAGGGCCAUUAGAGUAAAGGCCAGUGAAUUGGGAAUUCCCCAAAUGGUCAUCCUCACCAGGGCUGAUAUGGCUUGUCCAUUGGUGAAAGACAACUUGAGAAAUAUGUAUCUAAGCAAGUAUAUCAAGGAGAAGAUGGAGAAAUGCAGUAUAAGGCUGGGUGUCCCAGUGAACUGCAUCCUUCCUGUGAGGAACUACCAUGAGGAAAUCGACUUGGACAACGAGAUGGAUGUGAUGCUAUUGAGAGCACUGAAGCAGAUGGUCAACUUUGGAGACGAUUUCCUAAAGGAGAUGGAACAAUCUUAAACAAAACUUGUGCCUAAGCUAUCGACACCAUCUGUGUGCAGCAUGCCCGACAUAGUAUAACAUGUAUUGUGGUCUCAGCCAUAGUUGAAAAUGGCAGAAACAGCUGCCCAUUGAUAUAGUGUGAUAGAAUGAAAUGCGCCUUAAUAAUAACAAAAUAAUAAUACAGCAUCAUCAUGUGUACCAGUAAGCAAUAUGCUAUUAAUUUAUCUAAAUGUUGAUAAUACGAUCUGUGUUCUCUAUUGAUGUCUGUUUGAUCUGAGUUUGAUUGGUUAUACCUAGAAAUUCCUAAAGGCGCAUGCCAUGUUUGUUUUGUGAAAAUACUUAUUACAGGUGACUUGAAGCCGAAUCAUUUGAAUCAAGGACCAUUUGUCACGAGAAUUUCUAUCUCUAAUUAAUCAAACUUAAUGCUUUGAAUAACUCCCAGAGGGUGUAAGGCUCUGGUUUAAUCAUUAAUUAAACGAAGGUGUCGCAACCAACAAGAA
Molecule: messenger RNA, 1533 nt
Organism: Coregonus clupeaformis (lake whitefish)
Lineage: Eukaryota; Metazoa; Chordata; Actinopteri; Salmoniformes; Salmonidae
Product: interferon-induced protein 44-like
Exons: 9
Coding region: 131-1051 (306 amino acids)
Source: RefSeq, a predicted model, not a curated record